AAUUUGUAUGUUCUUUCAAAUCAAUAUGUAAGUGAACAUAAAUCAAAAUUCUCUUGUUUUUAAUUUCGUUUGAAAUGGAGUUUGGCCCCCAAGUGCCUGAUCUGGACGUGCUUAUAGUGGGUGCCGGUCUCUCGGGUCUAACGUCCGGCAUAAAAAUUCUAUCCAAGGAGCAUGCACUCAACCUACGCAUCAUCGAAGAGAGCAGUGUACCUGGGGGACAGAUCGCAAUGCAGGGUGUGCGCUUCGUGAACAACGAGCAAAAGGAGCUGAUUACAUUUAUGGACCAAUUGAAGGUGCCGCUGGAGCAGCGACAACUCUAUCCGGAUGUUUCGCUCAAGCGCUGCUGGGACAUCGAUCGGGGGCUGAUAGGUGCGCUGGCCAAGUUCGAACUGUAUCGCUAUAUAGAAAUGCUGGAGAUGCGUGUGAACAAGUUUAGCUCGACGAAAUUUCGAUCAUUCAAACGAGUGCAAAAUAUGGAGCGGCAUAUUUGCUCGAAUCUAUUCUUCAGCAUUUCACGACAGUUCAUGUACAAUAUAGUGGAGCUGAUCGGUGGCCGAGCUGCCAGCAAUAUAAACUACGAUGAGUUCAUGUGCAUAUGCAACUCGUGUGGCGGAUUGAAGACGCUCAUAGAUAUCUUCUUUGUUGUGCCCCCGUAUCUGUUGGAUCUGCCCUGCGAGCGGGUGAUGGACGUUUUGCUGAAGCGGCUCGCCUAUACGGAAAUUCAUUACAAUGUACGCGCUACUCGAGUGCAGCACUUCAAGAACUAUGUCUCGGUGCGGGAUUCAAUGGGCACUGAGCAUGUAGCUCAAGCUGUCAUACUAGCCAUACCUUGGAACAAAGUGCUGCAGCUGGAGUUUGAUCCACCGCUACCUAAGCAGUUUGUAACAAAGAAUCGGCAAAAAGUGAAGUCCAGCAGACAAAUUACGCAAUUUAUGGUGUUCUACAAUAAGUCUUAUUGGUAUUACCAAGGAUUUUCGGGGCAUUUCAUGAACUCACUGCCACUGGUAAUAGGCUUCGAACUGCGACCCACUAUCUACUGUGGCUACAUGUUGCACACACCGGAUGAACUGAGCAAGGUGCGCGACACUGUGCUGGAGCUGCUCGCUGAGAAGUUUGGCAAGGAAAUGUUGACUCCCAAGCACUAUGAGCAGAAAACUUAUGAUCUCAAUGAGCCGAUGGACAGGCCGCUAAUCAAGCCCUGGCAUAGAGUAAUUUGGUCCAGUUCUAGCGCUGUCAUAUACAAUCGAAACCUCAUGGGCGGAGCCGUAGAGAGCGGCAUUAGGGCGGCAAUCAAUGCGUUGUUUGUGGUGCGACCUCAGGUGGUCGGCUGGCGUGAUCUGUUGGAUGUGCAGGAGAAGAAUAUUCUUACUGGUGACGAGAGCGGUUACACUGCAGCGCUGCUUGGCCGAUUGAAUAUUUAUAAUGUCACUUUCUAUAGCAUUUUCAUUGUAGGCAUCAUUUACUUUCUCAAUCUUGGCUAUAGUCGUACAAAUUAAACUGGUUUAAGCAG
Drosophila busckii is the source of this 1510-nucleotide messenger RNA. It is a transcript of the gene shps, whose product is annotated as amine oxidase [flavin-containing] B. The record is from RefSeq and is a predicted model, not a curated record. NCBI's taxonomy places the organism in Eukaryota, Metazoa, Arthropoda, Insecta, Diptera, Drosophilidae. Gene Ontology annotation, molecular function: oxidoreductase activity. The coding region runs from base 75 to 1496 and encodes 473 amino acids. The transcript is spliced from 3 exons.